Molecule: messenger RNA, 1227 nt
Organism: Marasmius oreades (fairy-ring Marasmius)
Lineage: Eukaryota; Fungi; Basidiomycota; Agaricomycetes; Agaricales; Marasmiaceae
Exons: 4
Coding region: 1-1227 (408 amino acids)
Biological process (GO): protein phosphorylation
Cellular component (GO): cytoplasm; nucleus
Molecular function (GO): cyclin-dependent protein serine/threonine kinase activity; ATP binding
Source: RefSeq, a predicted model, not a curated record
AUGAGCUCCAACGACAACCAAUGGGUAGAUAACGGCGAUGAGGAAGCAGACUACCAAGUCAUCGCAGAAGGCAUCGCUUCGACUGUUUUACGAACACUAGCUACAUUCGACGAUGGUGAACCUCAAUUGGUGGUUGUGAAAACCUCGACUACUAUUAAGAAAUUCGCAAAGGAACCUCACGAUAUCGUCAAGGAAGCCAGAAUUUUGAAGGAUCUCAAGCACAGAAAUGUCGUCACGAUUCUAGAUGUCGACAACGAUAUCAAAGAAGGUUCCCUCAGCAUCUGGAUGUACUAUAUCUCCUUCUCCUUGGGUCAACUACUCGAUUCCCCUCGUCUCGUGCCCUCAGUCUACCCCCCAAAUUCCACGUCGAGCGAAACCUACUGUCGGACACGAUUCGAAGUCGUCUCUCGAAGUAUCAUGCGCCAGCUUUUCAGUGCCAUAACAUACAUUCACGACCAGAACGUCGCUCACCGGGACAUCAAACCAAGUAACGUCUUGUUCACUAAGACGGGGUGUGUUUACCUUAUCGAUUUUGGGAUUGCAUGGAGGGAGGGAGAGACUGAGAACGAUAAGAAGGCGGAUUUGUGGCCCGAAUAUCGUGAUGAUGGAAAGGGAAUGUACUUUGAGGUUUCGACUGGACCCUAUCGAGCACCAGAACUAAUUUUCGGCACCCGCUCCUACAACCCCUUCGCUAUCGAUAGAUGGAGUCUCGGCUGUACACUUGCAGAAUUCUUCACCCCUCUUACUCGAGACGACAACGAUGACGACGAAAGAGACUACUCCUAUUCCUCAUUCCGGAGCACCUCCUCUUGCACUGGUUACCUCCGAAAAUCCCUCUUCGACGGUACCAGAGGCGAAAUCGGCCUCGCAUGGAGCAUCUUUAAACUUCUGGGUACACCCAACGAGACAACCUGGCCCGGGUUUAAGGACCUUCCGGACGCAGAGAGAGUCGAGUUUGCUGUUGCUGAACCACAGCCUUUGACUUCGUCACUGCCAAUGUCCGUUCCUAGUGUGGUCGACAUCAUUAAACGGCUAUUGUCAUAUCCCCCAGAACAGAGGCUGGAGGCAAAGCUGGCUUUAGAGCAUCAAUGGUUUGGCCAGUUUCCGACUCUCGUUCCUGAAGAUUAUCCGUUGGACCCGGGAGAAGACGAUCGAAUAGUGGUAAUAGAGGAUGUAAGACGUACUCUUGGACAACUGUUGGCCGACAUGUGUACUGAGGGAGGAUGA